AGUUAGUCUAAUGUAACUUAUACGAAUGGAUUCUUUGAUUUUGUUGAAGGUAUUUUUGCUUAGUUGUUUUUUAUGGGGAAUUGUUGCUUCACAAUCAUGUACGGCUGUGGAUUCUUGCACAUGUGAUAUGGAUGACAGCAGCGGUCGUAUCAACUUACAUAGCCUUGCUUUAGAUGGGUUUAUUCUCACCGAUUCUGCUUUUACUACAAAUGGAGGGGAUGGGUGGUAUUAUAAGUACAACCCUUGCAACGGAUUCAAUCAAGGCGGUUAUACUGAUCUUGCGGUUGCUCAAGUCGACAUAGCAACAGGAUUUUCAGUUUACGAUCUGGGAGUUCAAUCAUCUUCAAGUUUUAAUUAUACAGAAGAUUCUGGGUUAACUUUGCAUUACACAGCUAGUGACGGAGCGAGAAAAUCAAGAGUGAAACUUAUAUGCGAACCUAACGUAGAAUAUCAUAGGUUUGAAGUUGUUGGAGAAUUGAUUAUAACAGAAUACGAUUUCAUUUUAACUUCAACGUGUGCUUGUCCGGGAUUAUGUGACGAAAACGGUGUUAUCCCUGAUCUGUCCACACUCGCUCCGGUUGUGCCCGGUGUCUCCUGCAACAAAAUUGAUUCGUGCACGUGCGAGAUGUCUGACGGAUCAGGAAGAAUAAACUUACAUGGACCAGCACUAGAAGGAACAAGCUUGUACGAUGCAGCUUUCAUGGUGUAUUCGGGUGGAUGGUACUACAAAUACAACCCAUGUAACGGGUACAGCCUUGGUGGCUAUUCGGACCUUGCGAUAUUUCAAUCGUCGGAUCAAUAUCCUACUUGGGGAUAUGAUUUAGGAGUUCAAACUGGAUCGUAUUUUAACUAUACAGAAGGGAAUGGUCUUUCAAUACAUUACACUGCGUACGAUGGUGCCAGAACUUCCCGUGUAUUGUUGAUUUGUCAGUCAGGUGGAACCGACCAUACCGUUGAAUUUUUGGGCGAAUUGGUCAUAACGGAGUAUGAUUUUGUAAUGACAUCGCCGUGCGCCUGUCCGGGAGCAUGUAAUAACAAUGGUAUUAUUGCAACACAAACUACUCCACCACCUAGUGUUUCAGAUACAACAUGCAACUUUGUAGAUUCUUGCACGUGUGAUAUGUCCGACGGAAGCGGUCAAAUCAAUCUUCACGCUUUGGCAUUGUCAGGACCGGCACUUUACGAUUCCCAAUAUACCUUACUCGCAUACGAUGGAUGGUAUUAUAAAUAUAAUCCGUGUAAUGGAUUUUCCAUGCAUUCCUACACGGAUUUGGCGCUAUACCAGACCGAUGUAUACGAAUCAUAUGGAUACGAUCUUGGAGUACAAAGCAGCGCGAAAUUCAUUUACUCAGAUACCGAUGGUCUCUCAAUUCACUACAAAUCGGGCGAAAACGUUAGGUCAUCAAAAGUACUGCUCAUAUGCGAGCCUGGAAUAAAUGCACAUAAAUUUGAAUACGUGGGAGAACUUAUUAUUUUGGAAUACGAAUUUAUUCUUACAACACCUUGUGCAUGUCCUGGUAUGUGUGACAAUAAUGGACCAACCAUUGAUUUGCCAACUCCACCUCCUGGCACUGGCGAGGGCGAUGGCACUUGUACAUAUAUCGAUUCAUGCACGUGCGAUAUGGCGGACGGUUCUGGAAUGAUAAAUUUGAAGUCUUUAUCUCUCCAGGAUGAUUAUUUGUACGACUCAGCAUUCACAGAAUACGGAUCAGAUGGUUUUUAUUACAAAUAUAACCCUUGUUACGGAUUCUACUUCAAUUAUUAUUACGGUGAUACUGCACUGGCACAGUCGUAUGAUUUUUAUGGGUCGUAUGGAGUGGAACUAGGAACACAAAGUUCGGCGUUUUUCAAUUACACAGAGGGGAGUGGACUUGCAAUAAACUACAGAUCACCAGAUCAGUUUAGUUCUUCUCGCGUUCUACUCAUUUGUGAACCCAAUACAGACCAACAUAAGUUUCAAUUUAUCGGAGAGUUGGUUUGGUAUGAAUACGACUUUACUCUCACAACACCUUGUGCUUGUCCUGGCGGAUGUGAUGAUUAUGGCUUAGUACAAGCACCUGAAGGGACAUACUGCAACGCCGUAGACAGCUGCACGUGCGACAUGUCAGAUGGAUCAGGAAGAAUCAAUCUCAAAAGUCUGGCUUUGACAUCUGGAGCUGCUUUUACAUCUGAUGGACUUGAUGGUUGGCUUUAUAAAUACAACCCAUGUAACGGCUUCGAUGUUGUUUACUACUACGAUGUAGCAGUUGCACAAGUCAAUAUUCAUGGAACUUCGGGGCAUGAUCUUGGAUCCCAAGAUUCAGCAAAGUUUCAAUACAGUGAAAGUGCUGGAUUAUCUCUUCAUUAUGUAUCAGAUGAUCGCAUGAGGGAAUCGCGCGUUCUACUUAUUUGCGACCCUGCGACUACAGAAGCUGUGUUUGAUUUCGUGGGAGAGCUUGUUACAUUGGAAUAUGAAUUUAUUUUGAAAUCAGCAUGUGCUUGCGCUGGUGGAUGCAACGAUUUUGGAAUCAUUGGUGGCGGUGGCUCGCAACAAAAUGGAGGAGAUAACACUCUUCCAGACACGAUCCACGUGAACGUCGACAACAGUGACACUUCAUCCUAUUUAUGGACGAGUGUUGGAGGAAUAAUGGUUGGCCUGAUUUUUCAUGACCUCUUUCUCAUUCUUGCCAUAGCAGUUGCUGUAUUGGUAGCAAAACGCACAAUGACAUUGUGCUUUGAUCCUGCCCGGAACGGACCAUGGUCUUCAAACUAUGAUAGAUUUAAAGACGUAGCUGCAGGUCAACCUUCAGCGUAAAAUUUACGGAGAAAUACGUUUAUCUCAUAACACACACACGACAUCGAAGUUUCUCAAACGACUAAUAAUAGUUUAAAACAAUUCAUGUAAAUGAAUCAGAGACCUGACAGCAAUUGUUCCGAAUCGAAUAAUCUGACUUAAAAUAAAACUCAAGACUUCUUAAAGUUGAUUUUAUUUUUAUUUUGUGCAUUUAUUGACAAUAAUUCUAUAUCUGUAAUAUGUUUAUUUUAAAUAUAUGUAACAUUGUC
Styela clava is the source of this 3042-nucleotide messenger RNA. RefSeq lists its product as uncharacterized. Gene Ontology annotation, molecular function: nucleotide binding; nucleic acid binding. The record is from RefSeq and is a predicted model, not a curated record. Gene Ontology annotation, cellular component: trans-Golgi network. Lineage: Eukaryota; Metazoa; Chordata; Ascidiacea; Stolidobranchia; Styelidae.